Messenger RNA from Trichomycterus rosablanca, 2130 nucleotides. RefSeq names its product solute carrier family 7 member 8a (gene slc7a8a). Gene Ontology annotation, biological process: amino acid transmembrane transport; neutral amino acid transport. The record is from RefSeq and is a predicted model, not a curated record. NCBI's taxonomy places the organism in Eukaryota, Metazoa, Chordata, Actinopteri, Siluriformes, Trichomycteridae. The transcript is spliced from 11 exons. Bases 193 to 1770 code for a protein of 525 amino acids. Gene Ontology annotation, cellular component: membrane. Gene Ontology annotation, molecular function: L-amino acid transmembrane transporter activity; neutral L-amino acid transmembrane transporter activity.
GAUGCUGAACUCCUGUACCUGGCUGCACGGUUGUAUUUAGGCACACUUUAACAGAGAUAAAUCCGGUAAACACCUCGCCCCGUGUGUACCAGCAAUCGCUUUUAUUAUUUCAGUGUAGUUCUCGCCCAGGCUGCAAAUCUGAUCAACACUUCACCAGCUUAGACUUAAUACUGUAUUAAAACAGAAGUGAACAUGACGGACGGACCGAGACACCGGGGCAGCGCGAGCACCGGAGGAGACGAACCAGCACCGGCUGCGAAAGGUGAAGGACAAUCAUCCGUGGCUUUGAAGAAAGAGAUCGGGCUUGUGAGUGCAUGCGGCAUCAUUGUCGGUAACAUCAUUGGCUCUGGGAUCUUUGUCAGUCCUAAGGGUGUGCUGGAGAAUGCUAGCUCUGUGGGCUUAGCUCUUAUCGUCUGGAUCGUCACAGGUGUCAUCACUGCUAUUGGUGCUCUCUGUUAUGCUGAAUUGGGAGUCACUAUCCCCAAGUCUGGUGGCGACUACUCAUAUGUCAAGGACAUCUUCGGAGGUCUGGCAGGGUUUUUGAGGUUGUGGAUCGCAGUGCUGGUGAUCUAUCCAACAAACCAGGCCGUCAUUGCUCUCACCUUCUCUAACUACGUCUUGCAGCCGCUGUUCCCCACCUGCUUCCCCCCAGAGAACGGCCUUCGCCUGCUCGCCGCCAUCUGCCUCUUGUUGCUGACAUGGGUGAACUGCGCCAGUGUACGCUGGGCCACGCGUGUGCAGGAUGUGUUCACAGCCGGGAAGCUGUGUGCCCUCAUCCUCAUCAUCAUUAUGGGUAUCGUGCAGAUUUGCAAGGGCGAGUAUUAUUGGUUGGAGCCAGUGAAUGCUUUCGAGCCCUUCCAGGACUACAACGUUGGUCUCAUAGCACUUGCAUUUCUGCAAGGUUCUUUUGCUUAUGGAGGCUGGAACUUCCUGAACUAUGUGACCGAGGAGCUGGUGGACCCCUAUGUAAACCUACCUCGGGCCAUCUUCAUCUCGAUCCCGUUGGUGACGUUCGUUUAUGUUUUCGCAAACAUUGCCUACGUCACCGCUAUGAGCCCUCAGGAGCUUCUGGCCUCCAAUGCUGUCGCCGUGACAUUUGGUGAAAAGCUGCUGGGAGUGAUGUCAUGGAUCAUGCCCAUCUCGGUGGCUCUGUCCACCUUUGGGGGAGUCAACGGCUCCCUCUUCACCUCCUCUCGGUUGUUCUUCGCUGGUGCCAGAGAGGGUCAUCUUCCCAGCCUUCUAGCUAUGAUUCACGUGAAGCGCUGCACCCCAAUUCCAGCUCUGCUCUUUACUUGUAUCUCAACCCUCUUGAUGCUGUGCACUAGUGACAUGUACACACUGAUCAACUAUGUAGGCUUCAUCAACUACCUCUUCUAUGGUGUCACAGUCGCCGGGCAGAUUGUACUGCGCAUUAAACAGCCUGACAUGCAACGACCAAUCAAAAUCAGUCUGGUGUGGCCGGUGAUCUAUUUGCUGUUUUGGGCCUUCCUGCUGAUCUUCUCUCUGUACUCUGAGCCUUUGGUGUGUGGAAUUGGCCUGGCCAUCAUGCUUACUGGAGUACCUGUCUACUUCCUGGGUGUCUACUGGGACAACAAACCUCAGUGCUUCAACACGUUUGUGGAUAAAAUGACGUACGUAGGCCAGAAGUUCUGUAUGGUGGUCUACCCAGCAGAGGAGGAGAAAUUUGAUGAUGGCUGUGGAGAAGGAAUAGAGAUGAAGGAGGAGGCUGCACCUCUGUCAGGAGCUACACCAAACUCUGCUGAUUGCUAAACACCAGCACACACACACACUCAAACACAGGGUGCCCAACUGAUACAGAUACACACUGGUAUACAAGGGUGUAAACUCACGAUGCACACUAGUAUGCCUUCCUGAUUGCUGCAUACACCUUUGCACAUCUGCAAUGACAAUGAGGGUUGUAAAGCUGGGUGCUAUAACAGUCCUAAAAACUUUUCACUUCCAACUGCUGCAGUAAGGAUAUUCGACUACAUUCUAUAAUCACUCGUGUCCACUUUCUCUAGACCUGGCUGCCCAGUUCUAAACCCUCAUAACUGAAUCUACAUAACACUGCUAUCUAGGGAAAGUCUGGUUUGUGAUACAGAAUUAAAUGUGUGUACAUGUAUUAACCUA